AGCCUUAUAUUUUGAAAUCAAGCUCGCCGGAAACCACCGGCACGCCAUCUAUCUUUGGGAAAAAGAAAAUUGUUUUAAAUCUACCACAUGUUUCAUUAGAUGACAGCUUUUCUUUAACAAACAUAGCCCAUAAUCAAUUAUUGUGGCACAAUUUGUACGGCUAUUAAAUUCCAACUACAGUUUUGGAGAUAUAAGUAGCCACUCGUGCCAAUGAUGAACAUGCGAGGACCACGACCUAUGCCUCGACCCGGUGGUCCCCAUGGGCACCCAGGGGGACCAGGCCCAGUGCGACCCCCUGGGCCUGGAAUGAGACCCCCGGGGCCACCUGGUCCCCCUGGCAUGCGACCCCCAAUGGGACCUCCUGGGCCACAUGGAAUGGGACCAGGACCAAUGGGUCCGGGACCUGGCCCCAUGCGCCCUCAAGGGCCUCCAGUGGGGCACAACAUGGGACCAAAUAUGGGACCAGGGGGGCCUGGGGCCUCGAACAUCACCAAUGAUCCCAGGGGUGCUCACUGUCGCCUGUUUGUGGGCAACCUGAACACCAUCGCCAUGAAGAAGGAGGAUGUGGAGGCUAUAUUCUGCAGGUACGGAAUGGUUCUAGGUAUAUCGAUGCAUAAAGGAUAUGCGUUCGUGCAAUAUGGAAACCCGGAAGAGGCUAAAAGAGCAGCCAUGUCUGAAGAUACCAAAACAUAUGCUGGCCAGACUUUAGAUAUAAACAUAGCCUCAGAACCAAAGAAGGGUAACAAACGGUCAGCACAGACGUCAAAUUCCAAUACCUCAACCUCAGGGAGUCCCGCCCAGAAGAAGUUGCGGGCGGCAGACGAGGCAGCUGCUACAGCUAGUGGGCGUCAACUGGUGUCAUUGGGCUCGGGCUUGAAAGGAGCCACCAUUGACGCUUCAAGCACUUCCAUCACUCUUUCACGACCCACUGGGAAGGCACUGAAGAAGACCACCAUAUCAACGGGCAAUGACAUUUUGAUAUGUGGCAACUGCAAGUCCCUCCACAGCAGCCUUGCCACCUUUGUGCAGCACAAGAAGAACAAGUGUGAGCUGAAGAUACAGUGCAAGUGUCACCAGCCCACCACCCCCAGCCCCAGCACACCCACUGAGAAGGACAAGGAGAAUGGGGCACAGAAAGGCGGGGUCGAGCCUGCGCGCCAGUUGCUGUGUGCCGUGUGUGAUGCGGAGUUCCCCACAGCCUGGGACCUGUGUCAUCACUGCCAAGAGGAACACAACAUUGCCAUCUUCAAGGAGAACACAGAGCAUCCAGAUGUCAAGAAUGAAGUGAAUGGAGAAGACGUGAAGUGACCAUGAUUGCCAUAGAAACCGAUUUUUCUGAGGGGGAAUGUAGAAUGCAGUGUAUGUAUUGAUUUCUAGAAGUAUCAGAACAUUUGUGUUCGUUGAAAUUGUUUGUUAUGAUUAUAAGUUGCAUACACAUGUCUGUGAAAGUUUAUUGCAAUAGUUGUAUUGCAUUUAAAUUUCAGGAACAUAUUUGACCAGCAUAUACAUGUUUUGAUCAUGUAAUCUCAAUUCAUUUUUGUCAUUCUGUAUUUUACAUUGUUCAUGUUUACGAUGUUGUCAGUUUCAGUUUGGCCGGAUACAAACGAGGGGCAUAAUUAUGUAAUAUUUACUGUGCUAUGUAUUGGUCAGACUGUAAUUGUACAUUUUAAUUGCCACUUUUAUGUAUAGUUUUGUGAAGUUUUGAUAACCCUGUUCCUAUGUAUUAAAGUUGGUUAGCAAGUUUGGUCAAGUGCUGUUAAAAAUUGUCCUGCCCUUGUGAUUGUUGCCAUUUGUAUGUUAGUGAAUAACCAUUGUACAUGUGAGUGUGUGUUUGUAAGAAAUAUGUUGGCCAUAUGAGUAAUAAUCAACUUAUAAGAAAUGUAGUUGUCUUUUAUUUGAUACCUGCUCUUGUUAAGCCUCAGUGCACACGUACUUAUGAACAUCAUGUAUGUUUGUAAGGGAACGAUUCACAGUUUGGGAUUACAAUGUUUUACCCACCGGUAAUGAAAUAUUAAACAUUUCAAGUGGAAUUUUGUGUUUGUAUGUUAUGGUGUUAGGUGCCUUGAAUGCCAAACCUACAGUCCAAUCUUGGUAUUCAUAUUGGCAAUUUUGUGUAAAGAUUUAAUCAUAGACAUAAUUUUCAAGAACAACCAAAAACAUUUUGCUAGUCAGGAACAAAAUACUAGUUUUGUUGGCACAAAAAAAAAUCAGUAUUAUAAAAUUUAUUAUUAUUAUAGCCCCAAAAGACAUAUAUAAUAGUAGAAAAUUCUUUGUUUAUAAAACAUAACUUGCAGCCCCAAACAGAUGAAAGUUCCCAUUUAAGUGAUGGUCUAUGUUUGGUUGACGUUAAUACCGAUUUUAGUAGCACUGUUGUAGCUGGAUCAUUUUGCUUGAACAUAUUUUAUGAUUAUAUGUGCAGUAUGUUUCAUCAUUAAUAUCUUGUUUUUGAGCAUAGAUAAAAUAUGAAGUACAGCAACAAACAAAAAACAUUUAUUUUAGAACUGGACAUUUUUGUUUUGCUAUUUUGCUAAGCAGUACAUUUGUGAACUUGUUUGCAGAUUUCUGUUUAUGUAAGUUUUUGCAUCUGACAUGUAAUUGUAUUGACUUGUAAAUUUUCACUGGAAUAAACACUAUCUGAUGUGGAUGAAGACUUUUUCUUCAUUUUAUACAUUUUUUCUCCUCGUUAAAGAUGGGUUUUUGUUUUCUUUUACAACAUUGUUUUAAUUUUGUUUAAAUGACAGUUAAAAAAAUAAUUGCAAAUAUCAUAUUUUAAGUCAAUUAAGCAUUGGAUGCGAGUUAUUGUUGUGCAAUUGAGCAACAUUUUGAUAAAUGGCUUAUAAAUCACAAAUGUAUAUACAUACAGAUUUCAUUGAUUUAUCUCACAUAAUAUUUAAAAAAAAAUCUUACCAACAUUACUUAUCAUCGUUAUCUUUGCAUAACCACAAUGUGUCAAGUAGGGGGGAUUUUAUACACAAAAAUACUUAUUAUUUUUACAUGAAUACAGUAUCUGAAGAAUUAAUCAUUAUGUUGUAUGUGUGUGUUGCUUUUUCGUGCAUUUUUUUUUUUUAAAGGUUGCAUUCAUUAAAAACAAGAACUAGUUAAGUAUUUUGUUAACGAUCACAAUUUACGUCCAGAAUAAGUAUUAUCAACUAUUAAUUUAAUUACAAUUUCUGUUCCAGUGUUUACAAAAAGAUUGUCAAUAGUUUUGUUAGAGAUGACCAUGGAUCUUGUUCCAUAAGCAUUUAAAUAUUGUAACAAAAUACCUUUUAUCAAACAAUAGAGCUUAAUAUGUUUGUAGACAAAGAAAGAAAAGGAAGGCCUUGUUCAGCUCAUUGUUAAUAAUAAUAACAUUAAAUUUAUUUUUUAAUGUCAUUUCUAUUAUAAUUCUGAGUUGCAAAGUAUUCACUAUGGCAUCUAAAUUAAUCUUAAAGAGGUAAGUGAGAUACAGACAAAACUUAAUCUAGAACACUUCACUUUACAUUUAGAUGUAUAAUAAUCAUUAAAAAUUCCUGUGAUUUUCUAAAUUUGUAUAAUGACAAACAAGGUCGUUUAGUAUUAUCUGAUUGUAAAUGUGUUUUUUUGUGAUAUAAGAAAUAUUGUUUGUAGAACUUAAUUUUUUAAGCAUUCUUUCUCAGUCAAUUGCAUAUCUUAAAAGUAGUGCCAAAUAACAACAGGUGCAUCAACAAAGAGUAAGAUUAUAUUGCUGUGUGUUUAUUAUAUUUUUCUAAUCCUCACGUUUUGAAAUAUGUUCUUGUAUUUCAUUUUCCACUGAACAAUAACACAGUUCAAGUUUAGAUUGACUGCACUGAAAUCCUUCAAAUUGAAGUCAGUUUCAAACCGUUCCAAGGAAAGAAUCGGUACUAAAUGCUUAUCUAUAAAUAUUCAUUCAAGCCAAUGAGGCUGAAGCGAUUGGUACUUGGCUACUUGUGAAAGAUUUCAUUUUAGCUCCAACAGAAUAAUAUUUUCUUCUUAUUUUAUAUUCACUGCAUGAUACGCAGGUUUCUGAUACUGUUUAACGGCAUAAUGUUCUUCAUCAAGUUUCAGACUUGAAAUAAAGUUAUUUGUUUAGUAUUGGCUGUAGCAUCGUACUCUAUAUAUAGAAGAGUAGCCUAGUUAAUACUGCAAAACCUCAUUUAACAGAUUUUUUUUCAUAUCAUUGUUCAUACAAGUUUACAAUUUUAAGUAGUUUUAGAAACUUAAAACCUGGUUUUUGUUGGAAUACUGUUAAACUCUUAGAAUAAUAAUCUCCUGUAUCAAUAAUAACUAAGCAGUAUGUUUUGUGAAAUUGUGGUUCAUAUCAGGUGUAUGGUAUAUUUAAUAUACAGAUGUGUAUCAUUCAUAUAUUUUUUAUGCGUAUAUUACAUAUAUAUUUCUUUAAUAAUUUUAUACAGUAUUAUAUUAUUAUUGCGUGGAAAACGACAAAGGAUUAAAAAAAAGAUAUUCACUUUUUAGCUCACCUGAUUGCUCAGGUGAGCUUUUGUGACCGGUCUUUGUCUGUCGUAUGUCCGUCCGUCCGUUAAAAUUUGCUUGUUAACACUCUAGAGGCCACAUUUCUUGUCCCAACUUAAUGAAACUUGGUCAGAAGCUUUGUCCCAAUGAAAUCUCGGCCAAGUUCGAAACUGGGUUGUGCGGGGUCAAAAACUAGGUCAAAAAAAGAAAAACCUUGUAAACACUGUAGAAGUAACAUUUCAUGGCCAAUCUUCAUGUAACUUUGUCAAAAUAUUUGUCUUAAUGAUAUCUUGGUUGAGUUCAAAAGUGGUUCCAAUCCGUUGAAAAACAUGGCCGCCAGUGGGUGGAGCAGUUUUCCUUAUUUGGCUACAGAGAAACCUUGUUAACACUCUAGAAGUCUCAAUUUUUGCCAAAUCAUCAUGAAAGUUGGUCAAAACAUUGGUUCAAUUGAUGUCUCGGACGUGUUCAAAAAUGGUCGAGAUCGGUAAAAAUAACAUGGCAGCCAGUGGGCGGGGCAUUUUUCUCUAUAUGUAUUUUGUGGCAGUUUUCCCUAUUUGGCUAUAGAGAAACCUUGUAAACACUCUAGAAGUCACAAUUUUUGCCCAAUCAUCAUGAAAGUUGGUCAAAAUAUUGGUUUUAUUGAUAUCUCAGACAAGUUUGAAAAUGGUCGGGAUCGGUGAAAAAACAUGGCCGCCAGUGGGCGGGGCAUUUUUCUCUAUAUGUAUAUAGUGAAAACGUGAACACAGUAGAAGUCACAUUUUUGGCCCAAUUUUCACGAAAUUUGCUCAGAACAUUUGUUUCCUUGAUACGAGAGUUGAGUUAAAAAAUGGUUCCGGUCAGUUGAAUAACAUGGCUGUGGGGAGGGGGGCAUUUUUCUCAUUAUGCCCCCCCCCCCCCUUUCGAAGAAGAGGGGGUAUAUUGUUUUGCUCAUGUCGGUCCGUCCGUCCACCAGAUGGUUUCCGGAUGAUAACUCAAGAGCGCUUAUGCCAAGGAUCAUGAAACUUCAUAGGUACAUUGAUCAUGACUCGCAGAUGACCCCUAUUGAUUUUCAGGUCACUAGCUCAAAGGUCAAGGUCACAGUGCCAAAAAUCGUAUUCACACAAUGGCUGUCAAGGUCACGGUGACUCAACUUAGAAAAAUGGUUUCCGGAUGAUAACUUAAGAAUGCUUACGCCUAGGAUCAUGAAACUUCAUAGGUACAUUGAUCAUGACUCGCAGAUGAAAUAAUGAUGAAACUUGACCAGGAUGUUUGUCUGGACAUUAUCUAGGUCAAGUUUGACAUUUGGUAAAGAUUGAAUGAACCGACUCCUCUCAGGUGAGCGAACUAGGGCCAUCUUGGCCCUCUUGUUAAAGUAAAUUCUUCAGUUUGUUUUUGGUUUUUCUGCUUUUUUAAAUCUGGUUAAUGUGUUCCAGUUAUGUCAGUUUUUGUUUACGACGUCAUUCAUGUCAUAUUGGAGAAGUAACCUACCUUUUUGGAAGUAUGGAGUUCAUCUAAGAAUGUUGGAGUUAUGUCCAUUCUGCAAGUAAGUUUUGUUCAUGCUGAUUCCGUUAUUAUUUAGUAUUAUUUGGUGUGCCACAUACAAGUGUUAUGGUGCAACAUAUUUCACUCUUAAACGAUCAGUUUGAAGUCAUUCUUCAUUUUUCUAAGCAAUAUAGUUAACACUUGUUUUGUGCUUUUUGUGUGUUAUGUUUUUUAGUCAGUAAUUGGAGGACCUAUUGCAUCUUUUGGUUCGUGAGUUCAGACCCAACUUUCUAAAUGCUUUUCAUUGUUAUUGAAACUGCAUUCAAAUAUUUUUGAAUGCAGACAAAUUAUAUUAGCCUAAUUUGACUCAUUUGCUGGUUAUGUUCAAACAGGGUAGAACGUCAGCAAAUUGUACGUUUGCUGAGUGGGUGCAUGCUCUGCUCUCAGUCAACCAUUUAUUUCUUUACCUUUAAAAAUAAAUUUGGCAAGUUGUACAAAGUUGUACAUGCUCUGCAAUAAGUUCAGUAAUAGGUCAGAAAUAAUUACCUUCUCUGUAUAUACUUGGCACAAGGUCAACUCAGCCCUUUAUCAGCAUAGCCAUGUACCAAAAAUUAUUACUUUAUAUAUGUGUAUACGUAAAACUCAUUCAGUUCAGCACUUAUCCAUUACAGUCAUCUUGUAUUUGUAUAUUGUCUUAAUUCUUAUCUAAGUCUGUUUCAAGCUAAGGCAACACAGCAUUUAACCCUUUCCCUCUCAGUAGCAAAGUGAAAAUGGCUAUGUGCAAACAGCAUAAAACCAGAACAGCCUGCGAGUAACUCGCAGUCUUUCAGGUUUUGUGCUGCUUGCUGCUCAUCAGUAUCCUAGGGUUGGAAAUGAAGCCUUUAAAACUUGAAUCUUGUAAGAAAGGUCUUAAAUUACAUUUAACUUUCUAAGGGACUACAAAUGCAUGAAAAUACGUAAUUAAGUGGUAAAGGGUUAAUCAGCGUUACUCUUAAUGUCUGUAUUUACGACGCUCUAGAUCAGCAUAACAUUUAUCAGCUACUAUUAGUAUUACAGUGGGGCUGAACAUAUUCAGUACAUCGUCAGCUCAGAUCGAGGUUAUCAAAUAUUGAUCUCAUAGGAUGUCUUUAUACCUUGCAUUAAGUUGGUAUGCAAGUGCUGCUUGAAAUGAAUCUGCAAAAUCAAUUUUAUGACUAAAAAAUAUUUAAGCAGUAAGCGAGCGGCUGUCACUGCCUGUAUAAGGCAAACGGAAGCAGAGAUGUCCCGCAUGUGGUUUGUGUAUCCGUUGCAGACUGGUAGCAAAUAUAAAUGGAGUGAACAAUUUACAAGGCGUGACUAUUUUCCUAUUGACAUUAAAUCGCUCAUGAUCACUUUAAUCACAGGAUAUUUCCCUACUUGUUUUAGAUAGAUGGGAAUUUUCCUCAGGUUGUUAUUGCAUGUACAUAUUUUCAUGUAUUUUUUAUCGUUAAUGAUAGUAUUUCGUUCCAUAAAAGAUUUGUAUUUUUCCACAUACUCUUUGUUGCUAGUUAACGAAUAGUAACAGGAAAGGCAUUCGCUAUACAUGGUCAUAACAGGCAUACAGGCUUACAUAUUUGCGCGUUUUUUGUGCACUUGAUUGCUGUCUAGUUUUUUUUUGUAAAAAUAAAUAUGCAAAUGCUAUUAAUGGUUUUGAAACAUUUUAAAAAUUAUUUUUUAAACAUGAUAUGGUCAUGAAACGGUUUAUAAUUACAGUGCUAUUUAAAAUGUACGCCUAUUGAACGACAUUUUCCAAGAUAUGCACCGGUGUGGUUAAUGGUUGUGUAUUUUAAAACAUUCUUUAUGUUUGUUGAAUUCCUUUUUUAGUUUUUGAAGGGGUUGAUUUUUGGAUUCAAAUGCGGUUUCCUUAGGUUUCGUUUAAUUCACUAUUCUAUAGCGUAUUGUACGAUUUUUUUGCCAUGUUGUUUUGUUCGAAUGAUUCGUUUUGCAUAUUGAAAUGCCGAUUUUUACAAUAAGUCAAGUAUUACAACUGUUGCUAAAUGUCCCUUUGAGAUGAUUUUGGUGUAAAAAAAACAAGGAUUUUUGAUAAAUUUGAGGUUUUAUAAUUUUUCCCCAUAUUUCGUCAGCAAGACUACUUUAAUUUAGGUAUUACUGUUAAGAAUGGCGACUAGCUACCAGCGCUGGGGCAGGUAAUGCUGCUACAACUUUAUUCGGUCUAGUUGUAUUUAGAUCUAGUGAAUUCUGUGGAUAAAAUAAGGUUAUACUUUUAUUCAUUUGUUUAAUUUUAGACUUUUGUUUAUGCAUGCUAUAUUUAGGAACUAUUCAUACAACUCUUUACAUUUCGUAGAAUUUUCACGUAAGAAAUAACUGAAGCGCAAUCAAAAUUUGAUAUAUAUAUAUAUUGUAUUGGAUAAAUAAAGGUUUUCUUCAUUUUUUAAUUGAGAUAAAACAUGUUUUUUAAGAACGGUCAAUUGAUUUUUGUAUCUUUUACGCAAUUAUUUAUUAUCGCAUAGGGGAUUGACAAUAUCGCCCAUCUAAAUCAUGUAUUUAAAUAUAUAAUCAUUACAUAUUCAUUGACACUAUGGUGUAUUUUAUUAAUUGUGACAUUUUCGCCACCGAAUGUGUUCAUAAGCUGUGAUCUCGAGAAUUAUUGGUUACUCUAUCGAGUAAGCCAUAGAAGAAAAUAAAAACGUUGAAAAUUUAA
This is a messenger RNA of Dreissena polymorpha, 8590 nucleotides long. Its product is annotated as heterogeneous nuclear ribonucleoprotein C-like 3. The transcript is spliced from 9 exons. Gene Ontology annotation, molecular function: RNA binding. Gene Ontology annotation, cellular component: nucleus. Lineage: Eukaryota; Metazoa; Mollusca; Bivalvia; Myida; Dreissenidae. The record is from RefSeq and is a predicted model, not a curated record. The coding region runs from base 211 to 1308 and encodes 365 amino acids.